CCUUUAUUCAGAAGCACAGGCACAAUGUUCGCGCGUUUGACAUUUGACGUUUCGUUUGGCGGGAAUUAGCAUUUACAUGUUUUAAAGCACGCAAAGUACAAGGAAAUCGAUUAGACAGCCAAAGUUUAUAGUGAACUUUUUAGUAGGCCGAAGAAAAGAUAAAGUGAUGUCAGAAGAAACCAGUUGAAGAUUGUCACAGUUAUUGCCUAGGCAAUAACUUGGAUAUUUUAUUUUGCAGUAACAUAAGGUCGGCACAAUAGAAGAAUACGGCGUAUACACGAUGCUGCCGGCGCAGCAGCUCGCGCCGAUCAGCCCCUGGCCCCCUGACACCAACCUGCUGGACCGCAUGGAUGACCUGGCACACAAAGGUCACAGCGGUGUUAACCAGCUCGGCGGGGUGUUUGUAGGAGGGCGGCCGCUGCCGGACUCCACGCGGCAGAAGAUCGUGGAGCUGGCGCACUCGGGGGCCCGGCCGUGCGACAUCAGCCGGAUACUCCAGGUCUCCAACGGCUGCGUCUCCAAAAUACUCGGCAGGUAUUACGAGACAGGGUCCAUAAGGCCCCGUGCCAUCGGUGGCUCCAAGCCUCGCGUGGCGACGGCGGAGGUGGUCAGCAAGAUAGCUCAAUACAAACGCGAGUGCCCUUCUAUCUUCGCGUGGGAGAUCAGGGAUCGCCUGCUCAGCGAAGGAGUCUGCACUUCCGACAAUAUACCUAGUGUAUCGUCGAUAAACCGCGUGCUCCGUAACCUGGCUGCUCAAAAAGAGAAGUCUAACAACCAACAACCCACCUCCGACUGUUCGACGCCUGUGUACGAGCGGCUUCGACUCCUGGGCACUCCAGGGUCGGCUCCCACGUGGCCAAGGGCACCAUGGCCAGCGCAGAUAGAUACGAGAACACCACCGUACCAACUACACAGCCUGAGUCCUGGACCUCAGGCUAUAGCGUGCAAUGGAGGCGACAUGACAGCUAUGAAAAAAGGUGAGGAGCCUCUAGAUGGACUGGAAGGUCUGCACUCGGAUGAAACAGGGUCUGGUGAUAACUCCAACGCGGGGUCAAGUGGCGCGGACGAUGAUGCCGCGAGAUUGAGACUCAAACGCAAACUGCAGCGAAACCGGACCAGCUUCACCAAUGAACAGAUUGACAGUUUGGAACGAGAAUUCGAAAGAACACACUACCCGGAUGUAUUCGCUCGAGAGAGGCUCGCAGCAAAAAUUGGAUUACCCGAAGCCAGAAUACAGGUGUGGUUCUCGAAUCGGCGCGCGAAGUGGCGGCGCGAGGAGAAGAUCCGCUCGCAGCGGCGCAGCCCCGAGUGUGCGUACGCGCCGCCCGCGCCGCCCCACCCCCCGCCGCACCCGCCGCCGCCAGCGCACCCGCCGCACAACCCCCACCAGCCGUACCAGCCGCCGCUCAACGUCGACACAUACAGUCCGCUCACCCCAAUGGGAUAUGGUGGUGGUAUGGUGACAGAAGCUCCCGUAUGUGAGAGCACAGACGCUGAACUUUGUAAAGGGGGAUUUCUAAGUUACCCUCGUUACGAGCUGGGCUACAGACAGCCGCCGCAUCCCUACGUCAAUCAUCAUGGCUACCAGCAUGAACCGUCAUCCCCACCUCCAGAACUAGGCGGUCUCCUGGGUGCUGGUGUGUCAGUUCCGUUGGCUGUGCCCGGCCAAGACUCGCAGCAGUACUGGUCGCGGCUCCAGUGACCCUGGUGGAACUAGCUUGGUUCUGGAUCUUACGCACGAAUUAUAAACACGCCCAUCGUCUUUUAAUUCCGAAAUUUUGUUAAAACAAAGAGAUGUCUAGUAAAAUUGUAAAUUAAUUCUCGAUUGUCAUUCAUUUUUUUAUUACGCUAGUGUUUGUUUAAUAAAGUCGAAUGCCGCUAUUAGAAUCGGCUAGACGACCAUAUAAAGAUUUACCUACCUACAUAUUUGUUUUCUUAUUAGGUAUUUUAUUUAAACAAUUUUUUUUUUAACAUAUUAAAUACAUGCAAAAAUAGUUUAUUGCAUUCACUUUUGAGUUUAUCUAAAAAUAUACUUUAGAUAUCAAGAUUUUCACAUUUAUCCUAUAUCACAUAAAAGUCUUAUCUUCACAUACGUCACGUACAGAAGGAACCGAAUACCAUUAUCUACUUUACUCGAAUGGCUCGAAGUACUUCUAUAAUCCUUAAAGAAGUGUCAAAGUUCUCUAUAUUUCUUUGAAGCAAAAAACCUACGUUUCUGGACUUAAUUUGGUAUUCAUAUUUCGAAGGCAUAGCGUACAUCAUUCAUAUUUUUAUAAGAACAGAGUAAAGAUACAAUAUAUUACCAAUAAACUCCAUUCUGAGGACAUCAAGAGGCGAAUAAGGGAACGAAGCACAAUACAAAAUACGAAAUAAAAUCCAAUACUAAGCAACCAAUAUUAUAGUAUAACAUCAUCUUCUAAUGUGAAAUACCGGUAGCCAGAAACGUUAACGGGUGAUUAUAGUUAGACCUAUUAUUUCUAUAGAUUUUGUUAUGAAGCAAAUACUUUAAGUUCAAUUUCUAAUUAAGAAAUAAACUUUUUUCUGUAGGUAGGUACUUCUGUGGUCAAUUUAUUACAAAUGGAUGUCGUCUGAACAGUAUCUCUAUGUACUUUUAUAUACUUUUUUAUACUUAUUGUUUUAUUUACUUUUUACGAAAACAAAAAAUAUGCUAUAAUAUUCGAUGGUAAUUAGGAUUUUUCACGUCGGUUCUAACAUAGAAUAAUUCAUAAAAUAGAAACCAAAAUAAGCAAGAAUAGAACCGUCUGAUUCCACUAAAAUACAUGUACCAAAACGGUUGUCUGGUAAAAAACUUGGCAACUGUAAUCACUAUUUGUAAUACGAUAUAAUACAAUGUAAUAUAUUCAUGUAUGUUUGGUGAAAUCACGUUGUAAGUGUACCUACGGGAAAGAGAAUUUUACAUACCUUGAGUAAUGUAAUUACUGUUCAGACCAUUUUUAUGUAGCUACAACAAAAACAAAUUUAUCCGUCGCUAAUCCACUCAUAGUAUAAAGAAUUAACAUAUCCAUUAGUUGCCACAAAGGUGUAAACACAAAAUAUAGGCUCAAAUGUACGAUAUUUUAUGUAUGUAAAUUAGACUAUUUCAUUCAAAUUAAGAGUACAUUAUUUCACAACUGUCAUAUUUGUGAAAUGAUGUAAAUAUAGCACAUAUAAUUUUAAGAUAAGGUAUUGAAUGAAAUAAUUUAAUAAUAAAACAUAAGUGUUACAUUUUAUUUUGUAAUUAAUACCUAACAACGGUAUAGACUAGUUAAUUAAGGCUUAAUUUAAGAAACAGCUCUGCUAUGUAUAAAAUUGUUGUAAAUGUUUAAUAAUAAUAAAAUAAAUUCGAUCAAUUAAAAUUUUGUUGAAAACGACAAAAAAAUCUUUAACGAUGUUCAUAAAUGAUAAAUUUGCAAUCAUCGUGUGCAUAUUAUGUAUUGUACAUUAAUUUUUAUGAGAAACAGGGCUUGUUAGUGUUUAAGCGAGGUUGUAUAUAACUUUUUGAUGUAAGUACCAACCCACGUUGAUUGUGAAUCUUUGGUGUAUCCAUUAUUGUAUGAAACAGUUAGUGGCAAUAGUAGCUGAGCAUUGAGUUCUUUUAGUCACUUAGAGUAUCCAUGAACACUUAGAGUUGAUCUCGAUCUAUUGAGAUGUUACUUUCGAAUUUAUUAUUAGUUUAUAAUUGUAUAGUAUAAGUAGGUAUAUAUAAAAUUGUGAAUAAUUGUGUGAUGUCGAUAAAACAUUUUAAUAACAUUAUAUAAAUACAUUUUUGGAUCAAAACUAUGUUUUCAUUUCUGGUUAGGUACUGAAAUGCUAAAUUUUCUCACGAACACUCAAGCUGUGGAAUGAGCUCCCUGCCGAGGUUUUCCCUAGAGACUACAGUAUGGGGUUCUUCAAAAAGGGUUAAUAUACCCCUAGGUUUCUUCAUAAUUGGCAACGCGCACGUUGGUAUCGCAGGCGUCCAUAGGCUACAGUGACCGUUUACCAUCAGUCAAGUUGUAUG
Messenger RNA from Galleria mellonella (greater wax moth), 4000 nucleotides. Its product is annotated as paired box protein Pax-6-like. Bases 281 to 1702 code for a protein of 473 amino acids. The record is from RefSeq and is a predicted model, not a curated record. The transcript has 10 exons. Gene Ontology annotation, biological process: regulation of transcription by RNA polymerase II; anatomical structure development. Gene Ontology annotation, molecular function: DNA-binding transcription factor activity, RNA polymerase II-specific; RNA polymerase II cis-regulatory region sequence-specific DNA binding. Lineage: Eukaryota; Metazoa; Arthropoda; Insecta; Lepidoptera; Pyralidae.